This is a messenger RNA of Puntigrus tetrazona (Sumatra barb), 2972 nucleotides long. RefSeq names its product mitochondrial fission regulator 1-like (gene mtfr1l). Gene Ontology annotation, biological process: mitochondrial fission; aerobic respiration. The transcript is spliced from 7 exons. NCBI's taxonomy places the organism in Eukaryota, Metazoa, Chordata, Actinopteri, Cypriniformes, Cyprinidae. Gene Ontology annotation, cellular component: mitochondrion. Bases 275 to 1198 code for a protein of 307 amino acids. The record is from RefSeq and is a predicted model, not a curated record.
CUUGCAAAUCAGCCGGGGGCGCGCUGAGCUAAGAGCUAGUGAGCUAGGGAGCUAACGGAGCAGGGAGAAAGGAAGCCCGGACGAUUCACAACACAACAGUAAACCAGAGCAAUCUGCACUAGUGCCAAAAAAGUAACUGAUAUAAUCUGACCACACACGGCAAAGGAACUCUCAUCCCUGAUGAACAUGUUUAGUGUCUUGCAAUAAUAAUAAUAUCAAAACACUACUAUACAGUCCAGGGCAGCAGUUCUUUUUACACUUCACUCUCAGCAAAAUGGAAACAGAAGCUGAGGUAAUCCCUAUUUGGCAAAAUAAACCACAUGGAUCAACUCGUAGCGUGGUGAGACGAAUCGGCUCGACACUGCCUCUUAAACCCUGUCCCAGAGCUUGUUUCCAGGAACUCCCAGGGCUUCCAUCAAUGCGUUCCAUGGACGGUCCUUUGGUGCCUACGUUGGCAGAUAUUGCCUGGAUUGCCGAUGAUGAGGAGGAGACAUAUGCCAGAGUCAGGAGUGACACACGUCCCCUGAGACAUGAGUGGAGGCCAACGCCACUGCUGGUUAUGCACAGGAACUCAUCUGUGCCAAACUUCAGACGAGAAGGCAGGCGAGUCGAGGGUCUGAGGAAACCAGGAGUAACCGCUUUAAACCGCACUACAGCUUUACAAGAUGAGCUGAGUCGACUCCGAGCCCAAAUCGCCAAGAUUGUCGCUGCAGAAUCGGAUUCGAAUCCCAUAACCCCUGACCUGCUGUCGCCCGACGACACUAGUGUGGGUUUCUCCAUGGCUCAUUUUGAGACUGCUGCUUACCAGCCAGCUCCCACAGCCUCAUUUGUCAUCAGUGAUGUCACAGAGGAGGAAGAAGAGGAAGAGGAGGAGGAAGAGGAAGAGGAGGAGGAAGUGUCAGAGCUAGUGCCCGAUCCUAUGCCACCAGUUUCAAUGACUGCAUCUGCGACUUUUGAUCUUGAUCGCCCUACUAUGGACUUCCGAGAGCCAGAGGAAGACACUGUUUCACUUUCAAAAUCAACAAGCUUCGCUGAUGUCAUGGACAUCCUGAAAGAUAUGAACCGCAUGAAGAUGAGCAAGGACAGAUAUAACCGUGGCUGCACCUCACUGAGGGAGGAGGAUUCUGCCUCUCUUAUAUCUGAAGCAUUGAGGAAGAAAUUCAUUCUGAAGGAUGAUGACAUCAGUAUGAGGAAAUAAUCCAUCAUCUAAACCCUCGCAGCAGACUCUCCAUGUAAGGCUAAACCGCAUGGAAUGCUUUUCUCUUUGGUUUAAAGUUGGAGAUUAAGAUACAAAACCAAGAGAAUAAAACCUAGCUGUGAAUUUUAUGUACUUAGGUCUUAUCUUUUUUUUUCCUACCGGGUCGGAAGGCCCAUGCCUGUGGACCAUUGCCGUGAAAAACCCCAUAAAGCCUCUGAUUAAACAUGGACAUCAUCUGCAUUCCUCAGCGCUCCCACAAUGCUGCGCUGUUGUUAUACGUCUGGAAGGAAAAGCAGUUCUCGUCAGCCCACACACACACACACACACACACACACACACAAGUUUGUAGUGUGUGUGCACAUAACGAUCCAUAAGCAUAGCUUUGGUCAGUGAUCACUUAGCGUUUGUUGUUCCAUUUUAGAUUUUGUGAAAUCCAAGCACUGCUUCCUGUUUCACCAUCAUCGUAUCGUUGAUUUCAGUAGGACCAUAAAACUUUCAGAUCCUUCAGCGAGCAACGAUUUUACACUAUUAUUCAAGCCAUGAAACCACAGAAGAGUCCCGGAGGAGCCCAGUUCCAGUUUAUCGUCUUGUAGAUGUAUAGUUUGGAGCUGUAGAAGUGUUUCUCUUGCCUUACACGUUCCCUCAUACAAACCCUGUAAUACUUGAAGCCGUUUUAAUGCGUGAUCUGAUGUUACAGUACUGACAUGCGUUUUGCCUCUAUUUAGAGACUAAACAAAAAGACGUUCUUCUAUUUAAAGGGUUUUUGUGCGUGUGCAUGUGCACUGAAGACUUUGGAUUGUGUUCACUUGUAAUUAGCGCUCUGUAACGUUCUCUUCUACCCUACAGACAUUUGAAGUGUAUAUUGCGCCAGAAGACUGAGUUUGAAUUCUUAACGCGUGUGGUUUAUCUUCUGGAAGUACAUGAGGAAAAUAACUUUUUUUUUUUUUGCUUGUGUCAGGCAGGUUGUAAAUGUUUCUGUAAAAUCUGAACAGCAUGUGUGAUGUGGUUGUUGGGGUCGGGUGCGACUGUAAGCCGGUUUUGAGGACGCCUCAUGUUUUAUAUGACGAUGAAGGAUGCCGCUUUUCCUUUUGCAAAGUGUAACAAGAAGCUGUUUUAACGCAUACGCUGCUUUUUUUUGCCACGAUUGCUCACCAAAGUGGCAAUCAAACCCAAAAUGUGUUUUUUAUUUGUUUCACAUUCUUGUUUAGACAUGCUUGCAGCCUGUUUCCAUCGGUCUGACACGUUGCAUUAGAAGAGAUUGUUUGGUGUUUUGAAUCCAAAAGAUUUCUUCUCGUUUUCCGCAAUACUCCAGUGCAGUGAAAAUACUCCAGCUUUUAUAGUUACCUACACAGCGUCGUUAAAAGCUAUGACUACCUAAAAUAAUUUUUGUUAGUUUACAGUAAAAAUGACUUUAUAUCAUUCAUGAACAAGAUUGUUACCAUCAAUGCUAAUGGGUGAAUAGAGCUGUAAUAUCAAGUGUAAUAUCUCAUGCACUGAACAUACUAACAUAUGUUCCUGUACCUGUCAGAUGCAGGUAAAAUGCGUGUGUGCUGCUCUCUCAUCAUGACUGCUGGGUUUCAUUCAUAGUUUUAACCAUAGUAAACACUGCAAGUUUACUUUGAUUCAGGUCAAUCUUGCAUAGCCACAGUUUUUUUUUAGGGGACAGAAACUUGUGUACUUGUGUGUUUGCUUUUUUUUGUCAAAUAAAGGAAUUCUAUUGACUGUUGCUUAUGCGUAAGGCAGGAAAUAAAUGGUUUAAAAGAAUUAAAUAUCA